CGCGUAGGGGUAAGGAGGCUGGUAAAAGGCGUGUGUGGAGGCUGGAGAGGAGGCAUUUUGAUGCAGUCUCGGUAAGCACCAGUCACAAUGGCAGGUGAAGACCAAGAGGAGUUUGCUUCCGAACAGGAUGACAACUACUAUGCCUUCCUCAACAUCCCGCGAGACGCGUCACAGGACGACGUGAGUGGGGCGUACCGGCGCCUCAGCCGGCUUUACCACCCGGACAAGCACAGCGACCCCGACAAGAAGAAGGAGGCGGAAGUGCUGUUCAACAAGACCAAGAUCGCGUACGAAGUGCUGAGCGACCCGCACCGGCGCGCCAUCUACGAUAGCCUGGGCGUGCCCGGCCUGCGCACCGAGGGCUGGGAGGUGGUGCAGCGCACGCGCACGCCCCAGGAGAUCCGCGAGGAGUACCAGCGGCUGGCCAGGGAGCGGGAGGAGCGUCGCCUGCUGCAGCGCACAAACCCCAAGGGCUCCGUCACGCUCUUCAUCAACGCCACCGACCUGUUCUGUUCCUACGACGACGACCUGGACGACGAUGAGUUUGGAUCCGGAUCCCUCUUUCCUCUGAUCGAAGUCGGCGGGAUGUCGUUCAACCAGAGCAUUGAAGCGCCCCUCACUGUCAAGGACACUGCUACUAUGUCAGGUCAGCUCUCCACCUCGAACGGCACCGGGCAGGGCCAGGUCAGCUGCUCGGUGCGCCGGCUGCUGUCGGAGCGCAGCUGGGCUGAGGCCGAGGUGGGCGUCGGCAGCGGCCUGAUGCUCUCGCUGCGCGGCUUCCGCUCCGUCGGCCGACACCUGCACGCCACCGGACACGGCUUCGUCUACAUCCUGCCCAACGGGCUGGGCCGCGUCGGCCUCAUGGGCACGCUGGGAUGCCAGCUGGACCGGCACACGGUCGGCUACCUGACGUACCGGGCCGGGGCGCCGUCCGGCGUGCAGACGAUGCUGGUGCGCGAGACCGAGCACAGCCGGCUCUCCGCCAGCCUGUACGUGGGCCUGCCGCACAGCUACGUGACCGGCAGCCUGCUGCUCAAGAUGCCCGAGGCCGACGUCAAGACCCGGCUGGUGGCCAAGGGUGGCACCUUCGGCUUCUUGGUGGAGUACGGCGUGGAGAAGAAGAUCUCAGGCCUGAGCACGCUCGGCGCCUUCGUCAGCGUCGGCAUGCCCACAGGAGUGGCCGUCAAAAUCAAGUCCGCUUCCAACCAGACGUACACGGCGCACGUGCGUCUGUCGGACGAACUGAUGCUGAGCCCGGUGUUCUACGGCACGGUGGUGCCGCUGCUGGCCUGGGCUGCCGUCAGCCGCCUGCUGGUGGCGCCGUACGUGCGCGAGCGCCAGCGCGAGGAGGCGGAACGCCGGCGACAGGCCAACCGCGACAGGACGGCGGCGCGGCGCCGGGAGGCCGAGUCGGCUGUCGGUCUGAUGCGCGAGACGGUGGCACGCAUCCGGCAGGCGGAGGAGCUGCGCCGCGGCCUCAUCAUCACCGCCGCCUGGUACGGCCGGCUCGUGCAGCCGAGCUCCGGGGACCAGCCGGAGCCCAGCCCCGACGACCUGGUCGACGUCACUAUCCCGCUGCAGUGCCUGGUUAAGGACUCCAAACUGAUCCUGCAGGAGAGCCCAAAGAGUCACCUGCCGGGCUUCUUCGACCCGGCGCCGGACACCGAGAAGAGCCUGCAGGUGGAGUACCUGUUCCACGGCGCGCGCCACCAAACGACCGUGGCGGACACGGACCCCCUGCGGAUACCCAAGUCAUCGCACCACACGGCCCCUGACUGACGUGUCUCCUGUCUGCAGCGCACCGUAUCGAG
Pollicipes pollicipes is the source of this 1811-nucleotide messenger RNA. Its product is annotated as dnaJ homolog subfamily C member 11. The record is from RefSeq and is a predicted model, not a curated record. Bases 88 to 1779 code for a protein of 563 amino acids. Gene Ontology annotation, biological process: cristae formation. The transcript has 14 exons. Lineage: Eukaryota; Metazoa; Arthropoda; Thecostraca; Pollicipedomorpha; Pollicipedidae.